GGCAUCUUUUACUGGACACCGUACAAGGAAGUCCCGUGCAUUUUAACUUGUCGGUAUAAAAGAACCAGAGCGGGUUGUUGGUCCACAUACCAUCUGACAACAUGAAGCCCCAGCUGCUCACCGUGAUGUUCCUGCUGCUGCAGUGUAGCACUUUCGUGCUAUCACUCAGGUGCUACACCUGUGAAUCUGACCCACAAUGCAAAACAGAGACCGAGUGUGACUCAUCCGCCCAGUACUGCAAAACCGUAUAUCAGGAUGACAACCUAGUCCGAACCUGUGAGGAGUUCUGUGAAGUGGGCAUUUACACAGAUUGCUGCGAAACCGACCUGUGCUGAUAAUUUGUCAAAAUCGCUCAAAAAAUGUUGCACAUGAAUCUCAGUUUGAUGGAAGAUGAUUUAAGGCUUGAUUUUCUGUCUUUGAUUGUUUUUUUUUGGUUUUUUUUCAAACAAUUGUUUCAGACUGUGGCAGCCUCCUCUUAUGCUCAGCUGGGAUUUUUUUUUUUUUUUUUUAAAUAAGUGAUAGAUGCAGGGAAAACACACACACACACACACACACACAUAUGCACACAUACAAACCCUUAAUCCCCUCCUGAUGUCACUUAGUGGGUCAAUGCGACAGCCGUGCGCUAUGUGGGUCGCAUUAUGGGUCUGUCACUACUGCUUUGUGAAGUUGUACUAUCAGGAGUCAGCUGUUUGCAUCUGAUGAAUAAAUGAAUAAAUCUUCCAAUUGAUCACAUU
Molecule: messenger RNA, 737 nt
Organism: Sphaeramia orbicularis (orbiculate cardinalfish)
Lineage: Eukaryota; Metazoa; Chordata; Actinopteri; Kurtiformes; Apogonidae
Product: lymphocyte antigen 6D
Exons: 3
Coding region: 102-335 (77 amino acids)
Source: RefSeq, a predicted model, not a curated record